Messenger RNA from Saccostrea cuccullata (small rock oyster), 1349 nucleotides. RefSeq lists its product as uncharacterized. The record is from RefSeq and is a predicted model, not a curated record. Gene Ontology annotation, molecular function: protein binding. The transcript has 5 exons. The coding region runs from base 500 to 1069 and encodes 189 amino acids. Lineage: Eukaryota; Metazoa; Mollusca; Bivalvia; Ostreida; Ostreidae.
UGUAGAUCCUCCAAGUAUUGACGUGUUCCAAGCAAGUGGUAAUCAGGUUUAUGAAGAAUCUUCACAGUUUAGCAUUGUGUGUAAGGUUGACAGCUAUCCACUUUCUAACAUUUAUAUUGAGAACAAAGAAACUGGAAAUAUAAUAUCAUCUAGUGGGCCGAUAAAAUCUCUCAUAUUCAAUGAAGUAUCUGCUAAGUGUUAUCAAACUUCUAAUUAUACAUGUAACAGCCGAAACUUCUAUGGAUCAACAUCAUCAAUUAAACUAGGGAUCCAUAUUCAUUGCAGGCCAAGAGCUUUAGAUGGAAAGUCAACUAUCAUAACUGGAAUACAAAAAGGAAAAGGACUGAAUAUAUCUACUCAAUUCGUUGGAUACCCUCUCCCAACGAUAUCUUGGAAAUUUAAAACAAACAUAUCGGAUAUACUUACCAUACUCUCUGGUGAAUUCCAAACAUUGUCAGAACCAUUGAAUGUGUCAAAAAUACAGACAAGUCUUACUAUAAUGACCUUGCGUCCAGAGGAGUUCGGUUACUACAUAGUUACAGCUAGCAUUCCAGGAAAUAUAUCUCAAAACUAUACAGUCACCUAUCAUGUGAUUUCAGAAAGAAAACCAGACGCUCCAAGCAAUAUUUCACUUGACUGUUCAAUUUCAAAUGGAAGAGCAUUCAUAAAGUGGAUUCCAGGUUUUAAUGGUGGAGUAGAUCAAACAUUUGUUGUGUCUUACAGAACAAAUACUGGGCUUCAGAAGAACACAGCUCAGAUAAACUUACAGUCCUAUGCAACUGUUACAGGAUUAAGAGAUCAAACGUUAUACCUUUUUAAAGUCGUUGCGUCAAAUAGAAAUGGAGAAACAUCGUCUGAGGAAGUACACUGUACAACGAAAGAAUCUACUGUCCCGAACAUAAGUGGCACAAUUGGUGGAAUAGUUGGAAGCAUUUUUCUGUUGAUAGUUAUUGCUCUAUUCAUAUUUAUCAUACGAAAAUACCAAAUCAAGUGCCUAGAAAGAGUCCCGAACCUCGGGUAUGCACAUAACAAACUUUUUAAUUAUUUAACAAAAUAUAUGUUGCAUUGAGAAAAAAAGAUAUAUUUGAUUACUUCAUCUGAAGAAAUGUAAGUUCAUUCAUAAUCAUCAUUUAACUAAAUAAGAUGAUUCUUUUAACGACAAGGAAAUAUUUAAAGAAAAAGAAAAAAAGCGUUUGAUUUAUGAUUAAGCUUUUGUGAAUGAAAUUCAUCAUGUACAUAUAUCUACAUGAAAAUACGAAUCAAAGCAUAUAUAGAUAAAUGUACAUAAUCAAAGAUACGUUAAAGCAUUGAAUUGUUUUGGUUGUUAUAGAUUUAUAACAAUUUGUCAC